ACAAAGAGGAGAGUCAGCGUCAGUUUCCAGAAAUGAAAGUUAAAGUUAGUGAGAGUAACAGCACAGCUGCAGUCACAGAUCUGUGCAUUUGUGAAGAAAAUCAGACUGAAUUCAUCUGCUCUUUCUAAACAACUGACUCAAAAACUGAGUGCAGACAUGUCCGCUGCCAGCAAUCUGCGAGCUGAAGAUCAGUUUCUGUGCUCCAUCUGUCUGGAGGUGUUCGCCAAUCCAGUCACCACACCAUGUGGCCACAACUUCUGCAAAAGAUGCAUCACUCAGCACUGGGAUGUUAAUAUGCCCAGCCAGUGUCCCAUGUGUAAGGAGACGUUCAACACGAGACCUCAGUUGAAGGUCAACACUUUGCUUUCUGGCGUGGUUUCUCAGUUCAAACGAGAAGCUCAGAAGAAAGUCAGCAGCAGCAGCUCAGAGCAACAAGCUGCCAAACCACAACUUCCCUGCAACGUCUUCACUGGAGCCAGACCGAAGGCCCUGAAGUCCUGCCGUGAGACACGCCUGGAGCCUCGUCAACAUCUGUACAGAGAGUUGCAAAGAGAGUGUGAGCUAGCGAGAGAGUUAGAGGAAGAGCGACGGCAGGAUUUGUUGCUUGAGCUAGAACGAGAGAGUGAGCUAGCGAGAGAGAGACAGCAAGAUCUAUGGAGCGAGGUAGAAAGAGAGUGUGAGCUAGCGAGAGAGAGACAGCAAGAUCUAUGGAGCGAGGUAGAAAGAGAGUGUGAGCUAGCGAGAGAGUUAGAGGAAGAGCGACAGCAGGAUUUGUUGCUUGAGCUAGAACGAGAGAGUGAGCUAGCGAGAGAGAGAGACAGCAAGAUCUAUGGAGCGAGGUAGAAAGAGAGUGUGAGCUAGCGAGAGAGUUAGAGGAAGAGCGACAGCAGGAUUUGUUGCUUGAGCUAGAACGAGAGAGUGAGCUAGCGAGAGAGAGACAGCAAGAUCUAUGGAGCGAGGUAGAAAGAGAGUGUGAGCUAGCGAGAGAGUUAGAGGAAGAGCGACAGCAGGAUUUGUUGCUUGAGCUAGAACGAGAGAGUGAGCUAGCGAGAGAGAGACAGCAAGAUCUAUGGAGCGAGCUAGAGAUGUAGAGAGACAGAGCAAAUAUAUAGAUAGAGUUGAUUUAGAUUUUCCAAAACCCUUUUAUAGAUAAAAAUAGGCAACUAAAGAUUUCAGAACAGAAGUAAUAAUCCAAACAAAAAAAAAUAUUUCUUUUUCAAGUGAAUAUUAAACCAACACCAAUGUCUGCUUUUAUCGAACAUGUAAAGCCAAUGAUGAAAGUCUGUAGAGUAAAUAAUCUCACCAAAAGUCAGAACUGCUUCUCCUGGAGCCCAAACACAGACUGUGAUCUCCUGAAAUCCAGGAAAGAGUGGAACACAGUUUCCCCUUUACAACAUACUGGACAAUUUCAUCAUCGCUGGGAUUUAAAACAGAGAUAAAAGCAUUUACAACUACUGCACCAUGUAAAACCCUCCAUUGUAGAUUUCCAGCCUCUUUGGGUCUCCAUGUUUUUCAUCUGAAACCAUUCCCAGAUGGUCUCUCCAUGCACUCUAAGAAAUGAAAUGUUAUAUUUACCUGGUGUUGGCUUUCACUGUAGUAUAGUAUCACCUCCUGUUCCUGAUGCAUUGCACAGUGGUGUUUUGUGUAUGCCAUUUAAUUAAAAACUUUGUUGUUACACAG
Oreochromis aureus is the source of this 1680-nucleotide messenger RNA. Its product is annotated as E3 ubiquitin/ISG15 ligase TRIM25-like. NCBI's taxonomy places the organism in Eukaryota, Metazoa, Chordata, Actinopteri, Cichliformes, Cichlidae. Gene Ontology annotation, molecular function: metal ion binding. The transcript is spliced from 2 exons. The record is from RefSeq and is a predicted model, not a curated record. The coding region runs from base 157 to 843 and encodes 228 amino acids.